This is a messenger RNA of Sardina pilchardus (European sardine), 1260 nucleotides long. RefSeq lists its product as uncharacterized. NCBI's taxonomy places the organism in Eukaryota, Metazoa, Chordata, Actinopteri, Clupeiformes, Clupeidae. Bases 56 to 967 code for a protein of 303 amino acids. The record is from RefSeq and is a predicted model, not a curated record. The transcript is spliced from 6 exons.
GUCUCGCCAAACAUGUGGUGUACUGGAUGAAAAUCCUUUUUUUUUUUCGACACCCAUGACCGAGAAAUCCUACUACCACGGCACAUCUUGUAUCAGGAAAGUUGCCCGGGAGUGUGGGGCCAAAUAUCCAAAGGCUCUUUCUUGCACAAAGCUGCGGAAACAUGUGGCUACAGUCUCUAAAGUGCUUAAUCUGAAGGACACUGAGAUGGACCAGUUGGCGGACUUCAUGGGACAUGACAUUCGUGUGCACAGACAGUUUUACAGGUUGCCUGAGGGGACGCUGCAGCUAGCCAAAAUCAGCAAGGUGCUGUUAGCCCUUGAACAGGGAAGAGUUGCGGAAUUCAAGGGUAAAAACAUUGAAGAGAUCAACAUUGAGCCUUAUGAGAAGCUGAAUUUAGUCAGUAACAUGUCUGAAAGUGAAGAUGAAGAGAGUGACAGCGAGAUGCUACAGCCAAAGAACACCAGGCGACCCCAGCGUCCUUCAACAUCUACAGACGAAUGUUUGGUUGACAGCGAGUCUGCAAUGCCACAGCCAAAGAAGCGACGACUAUCCCCUUCAACAUCAACGUCUACAGAGGAACUUCCCAUUAGCGGGAGGUCUACAAAGGGAAGAAGGAAGAAAGGAGGAAAGAUGCCUUCAAAAUCAGGUGGGUCAAAAUCCUCAAAAAGGGAGUGGACAGAAGAGGUGAAGGCAGUUAAGGACAGAUGCUUAUCCACUUCAAUAUCUUCAACCUCUACAGGUGUGUCAAAACCCCCCAAAAGAAAGUGGACAGAAGAAGAGGUGAAGGCAGUUGAGAACAAACUGAUGGAUUGCAUCACAUCUGGCAGGGUACCAGGGAAAUUGCAAUGUGAAGACUGCAUCAGGUCAGCUCCUUCAGUUCUUAAGCACAGAACCUGGGAAGCGGUGAAGUUUUACAUCAAAAACCGAAUAACGGCAUACCAGAGGGAAUGUGGUAAAAGAAAGUGAAAAAGCCGGCUCGGAUCAGUAUUAUAACUUUUCAGUUUUAGUCACAUCUGUUUUUUAACAGACUUGGUUUCUGUUUAGAAGUGUUGUCACAUUCUGUUUUUUUUUUUUUUUUUUUUUAUACAUAAUUUCUUUCCCACACAUAAUGGCACCAGAUAGUAGUUCAGUUUAGCUCUACCUUACCGAUGUGCCUUGACCUUCCCAAAUUAAACUAGCUUUUCCAUUAUUCUCAAUAAUGUUUUAUGUUUCUCAAUAUGGAUGCAUGUAUAACUGCAUACCAGAGGGAAUGUGGAAAA